Capra hircus (goat) is the source of this 1131-nucleotide messenger RNA. RefSeq names its product olfactory receptor 2W1-like. Gene Ontology annotation, molecular function: G protein-coupled receptor activity; olfactory receptor activity. Lineage: Eukaryota; Metazoa; Chordata; Mammalia; Artiodactyla; Bovidae. Gene Ontology annotation, cellular component: membrane. The record is from RefSeq and is a predicted model, not a curated record. Gene Ontology annotation, biological process: G protein-coupled receptor signaling pathway.
AUGCUGUGCACCAAGAACGCAUUCAGUGUUGUAGUUCAGUUAUAUUUCAACAACAAACUCAUAGAAACAGAGAUCAGAUUUGUUGUUAUUAGGGGCAAGCUACUCCUUGGAUUCACAGGCCAGCCUCAUGAGAUGAUUAUUUCUUGGGUGGUAUUUUUCUUCUACAUCAUUGCCCUGAUUGGAAAUAUGGCCAUCAUCCUGCUAUCUUUUCUCGAUGACCAUCUCCAAACUCCCAAGUACUACUUCCUUAGAAGUUUGGCCACUUUGGAUCUCAGUUAUACCACAAACAUAGUCCCUCAAAUGUUGGUCAAUAUCUGGGGCAAAGACAAGAGAACUACCUUUGGUGGCUGUGCUUUCCAACUUUUCACUGAUAUGGUUCUCUGCUCAGUUGAAUGUAUCCUUCUGGCUGUGAUGUCUUAUGACAGGUUCAGUGCUGUCUGCAGGCCUCUGCACUAUAUGACUAUAAUGAACUCCCAACUUUGCCAGGGCCUUGUAGGCACUGCCUGGGUGGUUGGUGUUAUUAAUUGCAUGAUACUUUCCCCCUAUGCCAUGAGUCUUCCUCGAUGUGGAAAUCACCACCUGGAUCACUUCUUUUGUGAAAUGUCUGCAAUGAUCAAGAUUGCGUGUGUGGACACGACAGCUAUGGAGGUAACCACAUUUGCCAUGUGCCUGAUUAUCAUUUUUGCUCCUCUUCUUCUCAUUCUGGUUUCUUAUGGCUUCAUUGCUGUAGCUGUGCUCAAGAUCAAAUCUGCAAUGGGAAGGCAAAAAGCAUUUGGGACCUGUUCCUCCCAUCUCAUUGUGGUAUCCAUCUUCUACCGAAUUGUUAUCUAUAUGUACAUCCAGCCAGGAAACAGUCCAAAUCAAAAUGAGGGUAAACUUCUCAGUACCUGUCAUUCCACUGUUACUCUCAGCAUGAACCCACUGAUCUAUACGCUAAGGAAUAAGGAGUUCAAGGGGGCCAUAAAGAGACUGGGAAAUAGAAAGUUCUGUGGAAACAAUAAGACACUGAUUCUUCCUCCCAGAAAUUUCUAUUAUGGAAAUGUGUCCUUUACAACCUUUAUAUGUAGACAAUUUAUGUUGUGGAAAUAUAUAAAAAUUAUUAUCAAAUCUGAUGCAUUAGUGAAUAACUAA